Messenger RNA from Stegodyphus dumicola, 2863 nucleotides. It is a transcript of the gene wfs1, whose product is annotated as wolframin ER transmembrane glycoprotein wfs1. Gene Ontology annotation, cellular component: endoplasmic reticulum membrane. Gene Ontology annotation, biological process: calcium ion homeostasis; endoplasmic reticulum unfolded protein response. Lineage: Eukaryota; Metazoa; Arthropoda; Arachnida; Araneae; Eresidae. The record is from RefSeq and is a predicted model, not a curated record.
GUUGUCAAUGUGCUUUAUUUUUAGAGCGCAGCUGUCGUUUCUCUCCUUACAUGCCCCUUAAGAUUCAUUCAGGUUAUAUUUAUUCUUGCUCUGAAUUGGUUCAUGCAACGAAAAAAAAUACACCCCACACGAUGCCAGAAAAACGUCACAGUGGUACUAUUUCCAGAACAUUACUGUUACCUCAGGAAAAUCAUGGGACUUUUCGAUUGAGGCACAUAUUAGCAGAAGACGGUUGCAAAGAAAGUCAAGUUUCAUUGGCAAAGACGUUAUUGUAUAGCCCUGUGAGUACUGCGGAAGAGCGUAAUUUUAAUGCUCAGUUAGCGGUUUACUGGUUGCUUCAGGCUGCCAAGAAAGGACAAGAAGAAGCCUGUGAACUUUUGAAAAAGUGUGCUAGUGCCGGAAUAGGAGUAAAUGCUGCAAACGGUCUAGAAGUCGAAAAGUGCCUGAAAUUCAGUUACGAAGACAAAGUAUCGAGAAGAGUUGCGUUUGCUGUAUUUCACGCAAUUAUGAGUGAUACAGAAGAGCUUAUUCCCGAGGAUGUUUUCCGUGAAAAGGUUGAACAUGUUAUUCAAUCAGAAAAUUGUGAAAAAUCAACAAAAACAUGUAAAGAUGAUCCAGUUAGUUGUGCUGAACCAAUUAUGAAAACAACUGGUGACACUUCUCUCCGAAACCAAGCUCAUGUGUCAUUCAGUGAAGUUGUUAAUUCUGUUCAGUCCUGUUUAGAAGGUAAUGUACCUCUUGUGUCUUUGAAACAAGUUGCUCAAUACAGUGAGCUUAAGAAAUGGCUUCCCACAAAGUACGUAUACCUACUGUGGGAUAUCCUUUUUAAGUCUCUAGGAGAUCUGCUUCAGAAUCUUUCAAGCUUAGUUUUGUUAGUUUCAGUUUUUUUCCUGGGUGCUUUGUUUGAAAUUUAUUCUGCUUUCUCCUCUGCAAAUGAAAUAAGUGCUGUAAAUAAUGCUAAGAUAUUUUUUGCAACGCUUUUAUGUUUGUUAACAAUGCUGUCAAGCACAUGUUUUGUUAUUUCUGUCAGUUUUGGCAGUGAUAAUAUGAAGAAAUGGCUGCAUUUGAUAAAAUUCUUUGAGCCUAAUAUUAAAUCUAAUGAAAUUGAAAAAAAAUAUUUAAUGAAAACUUCUUUUCCUUUGCUGACAUUUCUUGUCAUAUCUUUAAUAUAUAUAAUAAUAUUGCCAUUGAAUCAUACCCCCAAACUAUUUAAUGACUUAGGAAUUUUAAGUCUUAUACUUAUGUUGCUUGUAGAUAGGACAGUUACUGAUCAGCGUUAUUUUGUGAAUAUAUCUUUGUUUCUAAAUGCCUUAGCAUGUCUUUUUAAGGUAAAUAUUUUGCAGAACAUGUUUAUUAGUUCACUCUCUUUCUUGAAUUUUGAUAUAACUUAUGAAUUAGGAAAAAAUUUUCAGUUGCAUAUCAGUUUUAUAUCUUGUUUAGCUUUACCAUUUGUUUUGCCAUAUUUGUAUACAAAAAUGGCUCUUGGCAGUGAGCGUAAAGGUUGGCAUCUUGUACUGCUUCCGCAUCUCAUGUCUGUUACGUGGAUGAAUUUGGCCUGCAUCCAUUUGGUCGACUCUUCCAAUGACCUAAUUCUUAGUUUAUUUACUUGGCUUAUUGUCCUAGUUGUGUCUUAUUAUCUUGGUACCUUUUUGACAUUUGUUUUGUAUUCAUUUAUCAAAGCUGUGUGUAUCUCAAAUUUAAUUAGCUUGGAAUUUAUUCCCUUAAUUUUAACUUUUGCAAUUUUGUAUGCAAUUAGUUUACUAAUAGUAAAAAAAUUAAAAAUUUCAAAUGAUAAUAAAUUAUGGUCUUUAGUUAUCUGUUUGAUUAUUUUGUUGUUAUCGUAUCGUGCAGCUAAGCCUCAAGCAUUGAAUCUUGAGAACGAUUCAAGUUCAGUUUUGUCUUGGGAUAAAUAUCAAACAUAUUGUCACCACCAUGCUUGGUAUCGUACUAAUCCUGCGGAAGUCCAGAUAUCUUGUUUACCUUUGAAAGGCAGAAAAGUAUCUGUUGAAGGAACAAUUACAGGAAUUGAUGUAAUAGAGGUACACAAUUCUGUGCAAGUAAUUGCAAACAUGUUGCCAAAUCCCUUUCAUAAAUGGUUUGUGUGUCUUCUCGGUAAGAAAUAUAUUCAUUGUGAUGCUGAAGUGAUGACACAGGCUGAAAAAGAACAGUGCAAAUUGCAUGAAACAUUUAAUUUUAGUGACUGCCACUUGCAUAAUUGGAAUGAAUACAAAUAUCAAAUAAUACUAGAAGUAUCAACUCGUACUUCUCCAGAAAUCAUAUUAUAUGCUGAUCAUGCAUGUUCAUCUUUCAUUCGCAGCCUUAAAGAAGGAGACUCUCUACAUGUAAUUGGUACAUUAGAGUCAAAUAUUGGUAGUACCUUACCAAAGUUUCAUUUAAAAGAAGCAUACUGCAGCAGUUGUUACUCAGAUGCUGAGUGCAAAACAUCUUUUGUUGUGCCGGUGCCAAAUUAUGAUCUCUCGCUGAAAAAUGUAGUAGGAUUUUAUUUAUCUCCAUUCAUUCAGUUUGAACCAAAAUUAAAUUCCUAAGAAAUAUUAUUUGUGUUCAUCAUAUUUUUUUAUACUAGAUCAAAUUCAGUCUCUUUCAUCUGUUUUUAUAUUUUAAAAAACUCAAUGUUUAGAUUUCUUGAUAUAUUUUAAUGUUUUUAUACUUUUUUUAAUAUAUAAUGCUUUACUAUCAAAUGUCAUUGUAUGCUUCUUAGAGGUUUAGCAAGUUUUGUUCGUAAUGUCUUAAGUGUGUAAGUUAUUAUAAGUGUUAGUGCAAUCAGGUUUUAUAAUAAAUUAUUAUUAUUGUGUACGAUUAGAAAUAAGAGCUCUAAUUAAAAUUAUGUAUUUUGACUCUCCAA